AUGCCUACAUUCUUUGAUGUUGUAUUAGACACUCAGAAACUCCAUGCUAUAUCUCAAUGGCUAGAUGGUCGCUCAGAUUCUACUAUUUACGAUUACAUCUAUCAUGUAAAUGCGGGAGCUGGUUUAAAUCUAUUUGAGGGUGAUAUUAAAGGAUACCAUAAACACCAUCAUCAUUCUAAUAGGGCAGCAAUAAGAAACAGCAGCGCUUUAUGGAACACAAGAAUAGUUCCCUAUGAAUUUGAUCCUAUUUUCAAGCUAGAAGACAGACAAGAUGUCUUAAAGGCAAUAGAAGAUUUCCAUAACAAUACAUGCAUCAGAUUCAUACCGCGAACAACUCAGAAAGACUAUAUUGUAUUUAAACAACUAAAUGGGUGUUUCUCUAACAUUGGAAGACAAGGUGGUUCACAGAAUGUCUCAUUGGCUUCAGAUUGUCUGAAGAAGGGCACAGCCAUCCAUGAGUUAAUGCAUGCUGUAGGUUUCUUUCACGAACAAAGUCGCCCCGACAGAGACUCUUGGGUUCGGGUGAUUAAAUCGAAUAUAAUCCGUGACAAAGUAAAGAACUUUGAUAAAUUAAGUUCAAUGGAAGUGGAUACCUUAGGUAUUACGUAUGAUUACGGCAGUGUUAUGCACUACUCCAAGACAGCGUUUAGCAGAAACGGCAAUCCUACAUUAUUACCCAUCCGGAACACUAAAGCGGAAAUAGGUCAGAGGCACGGCUUCAGUCAGCUCGACAUCGAUAAAGUUAACACGUUAUACAGAUGUGGUGACAUUGCACCCACGAAUCCAACAUUGCAUCCUACACCGGUCCAUAGUCCCUCAAUCUCUAUAAGUGGUCUGAUGAAUCUUCAGUCAUCUCCUUGUCAGAGUAAUGGAUGGCUACCCUGGUCGAAAUGGUCAAGAUGUGACUUAAAUUGUCAGCAACAACGCCAGAGAUUUUGCAGACCAGAAUGUUCCGAUCUCCGGGAUUGUCCUGGCAGCUCGAGGGAGGUCCAGAAUUGUCAAAACACUUGCAGACGCGCUUACUAUGUUGGAUGUUGGAAAAUAGAUGUAAGCAAUAUGACCAUAUCAUCAGCUGGAAACUUCCGCGGUUUAAUUUUCGACCAACUAGAGAUCGUGAGGAAAUGUGCCGAUAUUGCAGCGUCCAAUGGUUUCUCUGUGUUUGCCAUGUUUAACAACACCGAAUGUCUAACAGACGACAAUGCCUUUAGAACUUUCUCCUUGUUAGGUCUGUCCAACGACUGUGGAAUCUCAUCUAUGGGAGGAACGCACGCCAUCAGUGUCUAUACGUACGAAAAACAUAUGAAUGGGGGAUGGGGUCCUUGGGGAGGUUGGCAGCAGUGUGAUCAUAGCUGUGGGGGAGGGAAGCAGUAUCGAUACAGACUCUGUAAUAGUCCUCCGCCUGUGGGUGAUGGUGCACAGUGUCAGGGAAGUGACAACGAAGAGAGAGAAUGUAAUAAACAGGAUUGUGUUGAAAAUCCAAUGUGUGGGAAGAAGUUUUACACAAGCGAGUCUGGAGAGGGUGGAAUCAUUAAUCUUAACAACUACAACAACUCCAUGGAAUGUAACUAUGAAAUCGAGACACGCAGUCUCUUUAGCAUCUCUCUCCUAAUCACCAGAAUGGACAUCGAACUAAGUGCAGGUUGUCAAUUCGAUGCCCUUAUGGUAUACGAUGAAGGAAAUAGUUCGAGUUUAAUUGGAACGCACUGUGGUAACAUCAAUCCGUACCCGAUGAUCUCAUCCUCCAAUAAAGUCAAACUUACAUUCCAGUCAGAUGAGACCAUCACCGGAGCAGGGUUCACCAUGUACUACACCAUCAAUAGCGGACAAAAGAAGACUUGUAUUGAACCAGUACCUACAGCCCAUUGUUUUGUUACAUACAGCACUCACUUUGUGGGAGAUACAGUGACCUACCAAUGCCAUAAUGGCUAUCAAUUUAAAAAUCCAAAACAUCCAGCCACCCUGACCUGUUUAGAUCAACCUGCUUUUGCAGUGUGGUCCGACAUGUUCCCUGUUUGUGUCAGAACUUUCCGUUCAUCAAGGAUAAGAAUUCCAACACUCUGUGACUUUGAGGGAAACUUGUGUGGAUUUAGUCAAAGUUAUGAAGAUUAUUUUGACUGGUGGGUUGAUAAACCAAAAGACACGCAGUACCUACAAAAACCACGACUUGACAAUAAAAAUUCCACUAAAGGAAGUUUUCUUUACACGGAAUCGUUACGCCGAGGAGCUUUUGAUGAUUAUGCCGAUAUAUUUUCCAAAACUUACGAAAUUCAAUCUGCAAGAGGGUAUUGCUUGGCGUUUUCCUACUCCGUCUAUGGUAGUGACGAUUCCACCCUUAAAGUUUAUGUCAAAGAUGUGACAUCAGAGCUUCUAUCCAAUCCACUUACUUUAACUUCAAAACUAUAUGAUGAUUGGGGAAAAACAAUGAUCGAUAUGUAUCCACAGAACCAUUUUCAGAUAAUCUUUCGUUAUACAAUGGGAACCGGAUACGGAAGUUCUGCUGCUAUUGACGAUGUCAUACUACAUGAAGGUUCAUGUAAACAAAACUUAAUCAAAUAA
Messenger RNA from Saccostrea echinata, 2556 nucleotides. RefSeq lists its product as uncharacterized. Gene Ontology annotation, molecular function: zinc ion binding; metalloendopeptidase activity. NCBI's taxonomy places the organism in Eukaryota, Metazoa, Mollusca, Bivalvia, Ostreida, Ostreidae. The transcript is spliced from 16 exons. The coding region runs from base 1 to 2556 and encodes 851 amino acids. Gene Ontology annotation, biological process: proteolysis. Gene Ontology annotation, cellular component: membrane. The record is from RefSeq and is a predicted model, not a curated record.